AUGGUACGUUGAAAGCAGAUAAUGCGUAGUCUCUAGGCACUGACACAGGCGCGCAGUCUAUCCGACAGAAUCCAUUCAAGCGCCAAUCCACCUUGUCUCCAGCACCGAGCACCUCGCCAACGAAAGGCCCCUCGACCCUCUCUCCCACCAAGCCCAACAGCUUGUCUCCAGAGAAGACCAGCCCCUUCGUACGACGUCCGAGCCAGAUAGGAAACACCUCAGAACGUCCAUCGAGCCCUUUCGCAAGACCUUCGAGUAGCCUCAGCAUUCCCGCCUCGCCCUCCCGGAAGACAAGCAGUGCUAGCCAGAACGAUGCACCGCUCAGCCCCUCGCUACGUUCUCCCUCGCUUCUGAGGCAGUCGAGUGUAUCGCCUGCCCCUGAAGAGCCAGAAACUCCCGUCGUCGCACCAUCAUGGCGCGCGCCAGUGGACGGAGCUCGACCGUCCUCAGAGGAACUACUGGAAGACUCACCAUUCUACAUGCCACCCAGUCCCGCCAACCUGAGACCGACAGCGCAAAGAACAGUGACGUCUUCGACAGCCACCACAAUCAAGCCUCCUGCCUCUGCUGCUCGCGCAAAGCCCCCAUCGUCACCACCAAAACUGAAUGCGCCAGGUGGUUACAAUCACAUACCACAGCCACUGCUCCACAGCAUGCGAGAAUCAUUCGAGGUCUUAGACAGUGGCAAUUCCGGAUUCGUCAACUCCGCUGCGGUCUCCGAGAUGCUUUCCCAGAUGGGCAUGGACAACACGCCCGCGACCCUGAAAGACUUCUUUCCACCCAACGGGCCCGCACAGCUGAACCUGGCUAGAUACUUGGACGUGCUCUCGGGGCCUUCGGCAGAUUUGUCUCAGAACGACGAACUGCGUGCCGCAUUUGAGGCUUUUGACUUGGACGAUAGUGGACAAAUCGACAUGAGCACUCUGAGGGAUGCAUUGUUGCACACGACUCCGCAACCUGGCGAGGAUACAAUUCACUUGAGUGAACGAGAAGUCGAUGGAAUCCUGGGCGAGUUUACCAGCAGGAGAGCAUUCGGCUCUAGGGGCUUACAUGCUCCCAAAGGCAAAGGAGAUGUGUUCAGAUACAGGGACUUCAUGGCGAGUGUGAACGGCGGAGCCGCAGCAAAUGGGACGGAAGCUGCCAUGAUUGCUUAA
Molecule: messenger RNA, 1154 nt
Organism: Lecanosticta acicola
Lineage: Eukaryota; Fungi; Ascomycota; Dothideomycetes; Mycosphaerellales; Mycosphaerellaceae
Source: the annotation of a GenBank genome assembly